Fusarium keratoplasticum is the source of this 1857-nucleotide messenger RNA. RefSeq lists its product as uncharacterized. The transcript has 3 exons. NCBI's taxonomy places the organism in Eukaryota, Fungi, Ascomycota, Sordariomycetes, Hypocreales, Nectriaceae. The record is from RefSeq and is a predicted model, not a curated record. Bases 1 to 1857 code for a protein of 618 amino acids.
AUGGCCUCUGUGCUUCAACCGCACACUAGAAUUCUCCGCGAGGAGAAUAUUGCUCUUCGACAAAUUCUGGGGUAUCGCCUCGAGACCAUUCAAACCUCGCCAUAUAGCCCACCCCGGGUUGGACAAUACCUACCCGGCACUUUGUUCAAGGACGCUUUGCUCGUGUCUGUUGAUGUCGACAAGGGAGGAGGCUACGAAGCCAUAUCCCCUGAGCAGAGUUUCCACAUUGGCGUGUCAAUUUUUGAUACUCGGUGUCUCGUGCAGAAGCUGGAUGAUCCUCGCGAUGCCAUCACAUCUUACCAAUUUAUCAAUAGGGAUUCGCGGCCGUGUAAGUGGGCCGCCAAGAGCUUCAUCUUUGGAGAGACGGAGUUAAUGACACUCAACGACUUUGCAUCGCGGAUUUCUUUGCUCACCAAGGACCGCGAUUACGUCUUAGUCGCACAUGGGGUUGGGGAGGAUGUUAAAGUUCUCAACAACAUCGAUCCCAAAAUUGUGGACCGAGCCUCUUACGUCUUGGAUACAGUCAAAGCUGCGCAGUUUCCCCUACAGCUGUCCUAUCGGUACAACGUUGAGAAGCUUUUCGACGAGCUUGGGAACGACGCUCAUUUUGUUCUCAAGGCUUUGCUGAUGAUUGCUGUCCGCGAUGGCCAGAUGGUGCGGGAGCCUGGCGACGAAGAGCUAUUUCGUUACCUUGCCGCUGUUGCGCAUGCCCCGUACGGCGGAGAUCUCACCAAGGGAACAAGAGACACGCUCACCAACAGCCGGCGGCCGGCCCUCACCCAGGACCAUUUCGCGGAAACCGUCGUCGUCUGCGCCGGCAAAUACGACCACAGCCGCAACAGCCUGAGGGGCCUGUUGUUUGUCCAACAGGGAUAUUUAAUCCGACUGGUCAUUGUGGCAAGAGAUCGCAAUUGGUUCAGUGACGAUUACGUUCCUUUCCAGACUCGAAUCCAUGACUCGCGAGGUAUCUGGUUUGAAGUCAUUGACAUAGGCACCGUUGUCCUCCCCAUCGUGCAAUCAGAGGGCGAGAGUGGUGAGAUGAUUCUGAAGAACGUGCUUCACUACCCAGACGCUGUCUGCAACAUCGUGGGGAGCCUUGUCAGCUGUGGUGAACGUGUCUGGACCCUUAGAGAUGAUAAAAUGCGCCCCGCUGUCUACUUCGAGCUGGAACAAGACAAGCCAUUUCACCCACUCCUGCUUAGCGAUCCGCCGCGCGGUGCCAGGCUGGGUCGUUGUCCAUUGGAUGAGAAGAGGAAUUCCCUGUUCGGGCUAUACUGGCCUGAGAACGAGAGAGAACGCUUUGAAGUCUCCCAAAGCAGGGCUCGAGUCUCCCAGGAAGAGGAAGAGGAAGAGAUUUCAGAUCCUCUCACUGAUCGCGAGAAGGCGUGGCUUAAGAAGUACUGGAGGAGCGAGUUCCAGUUUCUAGCAGCGCAUGCGUUGAACAUCUACCACGAGGGUGACCGCAGUGUUGGAAGGGAUUUUUUGAGGCAGUUCAUGGCCGAGGACAAGAAGCAUAAAGAGUCUCACAGGUACGAUAUGAGCGAGGACGAGGACGACUUCUUUGACGAGCCUGGACAAGAUGGAUUAGCGUUCGGGUUUAUGACUCGCCACGAUCCUAAUGCUCACGUUGCCGACCGGCACUUUUCAGACGACGAGCUCGCAUGGAUCCAGGAGCGCCACGGAGAUUCGAGGACCUUUCUGGCCUCGAAUUGGCUUAGGUUCUACAAUGAUGAUGAUUGUCAGGAGGGAAAGGAGUUGGCGCAACAGCUCAUGAGGAGAGGUGCGGAGAUGAGAGAGGCAUAUGGGCUUCCACCAAGGCGAUACAUGGCGGGGGAGACUCUGCACGACAGCCGUUGA